Oreochromis aureus is the source of this 1440-nucleotide messenger RNA. RefSeq names its product calcium and integrin binding family member 2 (gene cib2). Gene Ontology annotation, molecular function: calcium ion binding. Lineage: Eukaryota; Metazoa; Chordata; Actinopteri; Cichliformes; Cichlidae. The transcript has 6 exons. The record is from RefSeq and is a predicted model, not a curated record. Bases 171 to 734 code for a protein of 187 amino acids.
GGACAUCGACUAGAAGGACACCAGUACCCUUUUUUAGGAGUUUGCAACGAUAUAAAUUUAUCUUGUGCGGAGACUUUGUCUCUGCGGACCUUCUAAAUGCCUUUCAUUGAGAAAAGGCUUCGGACAUUCAGUGCUGUGAAUGUGUACAAGCAACAAAUUACUUGAUCAAGAUGGGUAAUAAACAAACGAUAUUUACCGACGAGCAGCUUGAUGCUUAUCAGGAUUGCACGUUUUUUACUCGGAAAGAAAUUCUGCGGUUGCAUGGCAGAUACCAUGAGCUGGCUCCACAUCUUGUACCAAUGGACUACACCAAUGAACCUGAUUGUAAACUUCCAUUAGCCUUAAUAGUCAACAUGCCAGAAUUAAAGGAAAAUCCAUUCCGCAACAGGAUCGUGGAGUCAUUCUCAGAGGACGGGAUGGGAAAUCUUAGCUUCAAUGAGUUUGUGGACAUGUUUUCAGUCCUGAGUGAAAUGGCUCCUAGAGAACUCAAGGCCAUAUAUGCCUUUAAAAUAUACGAUUUCAAUGUGGAUAAUUACCUGUGCAAAGAGGACCUGGAAAAGACUCUGAAUAAGCUGACAAAGGAGGAGCUGACUCCUGAAGAAGUUGAGCUGGUGUGUGAGAAAACCAUUGAGGAGGCAGAUUUGGACGGAGACCACAAACUUUCUUUUGCUGACUUUGAAAAUAUGAUAUCCAGGGCCCCGGAUUUUUUAAGUACCUUUCAUAUAAGAAUCUGAGAGGGUUGGAUGGACAGUUUCUAAGUUGGCUGGACCUCAAGAUUUUACCUGAGCCAUGUCCUGAUCACAGCACAGUGGUUGUCUGUCACUCUCCAUCGUUCCUCUCUGACCUUUACUUCAGUUGGAACUUGAGAAGAUGGAUUCUGAUGAUAGCAAAUUUUCUAAACUUUGUAAUUGUUUAGAAACCAUGAAAAGGCAGCAUAUCAAAUGUUUGAAUUUGAUGCUAAAAACAAGAAGAAGGGAUAAAAAAAUGAAAAGCGAAAUGCAUUUGCUAUUAAUUGUACUACAUAAUCUAAUUAAAAGUUCAGAGAAGAUGUUGUCUUCUCAAAGAGAUGUCUCUCUAUGCAAGGACAAAACUACAAACUGAUACUGAAUGGCACACUGUGUUAAAAUAUUCAGCAGUGAAUAUCAUUGCUUGGGCUCAGGAACACUUUCAAAACCAUUAUCAGUGAAACUACAUUGCACAUGAUUCCCUGUGAAGUCUUUCUGCAGUAGCACCUCCAGAGACAUCCAGUAUUUAUAGAGCUACAGAUAAAACUUGAAACACAACAGCAGGAUUAAGGGAUAUUCUAUAGCUAUGCAAUAAAUUAAGUAUUUAUGUUGUUAUUUUGCUCGUACUUUGCUUGAAUAUAAUGACAGUCAUGUUGUACUGUUCUCCAGUUAGAUGAAGGGCUUUGUCAUCCAAACUCUUUGUGGUAGCUUUCAU